AUGGCCCAGUCCGAUAAGGUACAACCAAAGGACAACGCAAAUUCGAUGUGGUCGAUUUUCCUCAAUUGGCUCAUCGGCGAUCCCGUGGAGACUGUACCAGACCCGGUGACCGGACUGUCCCUACGUGACAGGAACUACAUCAUUGACACCUGGAUCCUCAUCAGGCGAGACAUGCGGGUCAACGCGACGUCGACGUUCGUGGCGCUGUUCGCACGCUACCCGGAUUACCAGCGCAUUUUCAAGCCCUUCGCCGACGUGCCGCUGCAGCAGCUGCCGCGCAGCGAAGUGGCCACGGCGCACGCUCUGGUCGUCUUCUACUUCAUCACCAACAUCGUCGAUGCGAUGGACGACGCCGACCUGCUGACGGAGUUGGUGCGAAAAAACGCGCGCAACCAUCUUCGGAGACCCAUGGGGCCCCAGUACUUCGCCAACAUGCACGAGCUGCUCGUGGAGGUGAUGCAGGACAAACUGCGCUCGCGCAUGACACCCGGGGCGGUCAGGGCCUGGACGAAACUGUUCGGCUACUGCCAGAAGGUCAUCGUACAGAUCGACAUCUGCGACAUCAGGGUCUUCCCAGCCUCACCUUUUGCUUUCAAGCCUAAAAACAUAACAGGCAUCAAUGCUACUGCAUGA
Messenger RNA from Rhipicephalus microplus (southern cattle tick), 633 nucleotides. Its product is annotated as globin. Lineage: Eukaryota; Metazoa; Arthropoda; Arachnida; Ixodida; Ixodidae. The record is from RefSeq and is a predicted model, not a curated record. Gene Ontology annotation, molecular function: oxygen binding; heme binding.